This is a messenger RNA of Anopheles coluzzii, 852 nucleotides long. RefSeq lists its product as uncharacterized. The record is from RefSeq and is a predicted model, not a curated record. Gene Ontology annotation, biological process: mRNA processing. Bases 95 to 787 code for a protein of 230 amino acids. The transcript has 3 exons. Gene Ontology annotation, cellular component: mitochondrion. NCBI's taxonomy places the organism in Eukaryota, Metazoa, Arthropoda, Insecta, Diptera, Culicidae.
GCUGACAGUUUGACAGCUGCCGGUGUAAAAUCAAAACAUUGUAUAAUCGUGUGUGCUUUUCGCAGCGGAGGGAUUUGUUGAUGGUCGCUAAAAAAUGUUCCAUCACAGGCAUUUAAAUGGAGUUGCGUCACUGGCGCGCAGUUUCAGCCGCAUCGCACUCAGAGAACCAACAUCAGCUGCGGUGUUUCCGGUGCUCGCAGUGAAAACCCCAACCCUAAGCAGGCCACAAAUACCCCUCAAAGCACACGAAUCCUCAAUACUGCUUCCGGUACGUCCACUAGAGCUUCGUUCCUCGGUUGGAAAUGUGGAGAUUGGCAAUAGCAUCCGGCGGAAUCCACUGAUCCCGCUGAAAGAAAUCAUCGACAUUCCGGCCGUAUCACGCAUUAUCGAAAAUCCGGUACAACCGCCCACCGGGCCGAUCGGUGAUAACCUCACACUGAUACCGUCGCUCGACCUUCCGACCGAUACCGGGUCGAAGGAUGAGCACGGUAAACAGGCGGCCCGGCUCAUCGUCAUCCGGAGGCGCAAAAUGCGCAAGCACAAGCUGAAGAAGCUUCGCAAGCGCAUGAAGUUUGAGUGGUUAAAGGUCCGACAAAGGCGCGAGCUGAAGAAGGAAAAGCUCUUCCAGGCGGAACUGUUGGGACAGAUCAAGGAGGCGGAAAAGUUUUCCGCGGAAGCGUACGUGGCGAGCAAGCUGCGACAGGCCACCGACGUGCCGCUGCCACGCUUCUGGAAGGGCAAACGGUUGCCCGAGUUUAUUAUUAAGCAAAAGUUAGGCAUGGAGUAGUAAUUCGCUGGUGUGUGUGUGUGUGCCCGCCGUUCAGUGAAUAAAGUAUUUGAUUUGUGGCUAAA